ACCUGUAGAAGUUAUAGAAAUGAGUGAUGAGUAUGCUAGUAAUCAAGGUCGAUCAUUUUUAACACGGCGAGAAAUUAUAGAGAAGCAAAAUGAAGAAAGCCGUCGUCUCAAUAAGGAGAAUACGAAUAUUUAG
This is a messenger RNA of Dentiscutata heterogama, 133 nucleotides long. Lineage: Eukaryota; Fungi; Glomeromycota; Glomeromycetes; Diversisporales; Gigasporaceae. The record is from the annotation of a GenBank genome assembly.